CACAAUCUAGCGCAAUCAAGCCAUCGUUUGGUUCUCCAGAAAUAGUGACUCAAAAAAACAAUUCAAAUCACAUGACCAAUGUUAAGACCAUAUUUGGUUCUCCUGAUAGUUUGGCAUCAUCUUACCAUGACACAGCACAAGGAACUCAAGGCUCAGUAGCCAAAGUCUUUAAAGCUGCAAAGAAACAGUGUGUUAUGUCUUCAAGAGCUGCUACAUUGAAUGAAAGAGUACAACCAAUCACAACGAAGACAUCUGCUGUAACAACACCCCAACAUCCAAUAGCUCCAUCUAUACAGUGCAUUAACAAAGUGUCCAAAACCACUCAUAUACCAACUUCUAACACUAUCAUUUCAAAUCAAUUCAAAAUUCCUAACAUUUCCAAACCAAACCUGCCACAAGCUACGCCUGUUACCAUGACAACACAGAAUGACAUCAUAAUAAUGGAAGAACCUGGGAUUACUCCUUUUAGUAAAGUUGGGCAGAAGAUAGAUGGCAGCAAGCGCUCUAAUUCAAAUUCAAAGUUGUACCCUGAUCUACAAGAGUUGUUAAAGUAUGAGGUCAUUUCCAAAGGAC
Molecule: messenger RNA, 573 nt
Organism: Owenia fusiformis
Lineage: Eukaryota; Metazoa; Annelida; Polychaeta; Sabellida; Oweniidae
Source: the annotation of a GenBank genome assembly